CCCAUUUCCCCUACUCUCUUCCAGUCAUUUUCCAGUCAGACAUAUUAUGUGAAGUAACCAUGCUUCGCCGGAAACCCACAGCUAUCGCGAUAACGUCCGAAGACGUCGCAGCCUUUGAAGAAGCGCGACUCCGCCAACAGUCCGGAAAGAAGAGCAGCGACCCGUCCGAUGGCACAAGGAACUUCGCUGCGAAGUUUGAUCCGAGUGACGAAUUGAAACCACUCCCCGGGGAUAAAGCGCGGAUUGUUCGAUCGCAUGAGGAGCGGAUAGGCAUCCAUAGACGCGGUUGAGUUCGUCAGUUGGUCUUGUUACUAUCUCAUGGCUUUCUCCUUCUAUACUCGAAAUUUCGCUGUCAGAUCGCCCCUUCUGCUUUGAGAGGGUUGGAUUGUUCAUAAGAUCCUUGGGAUCCACUUUGCAUAAUGAGGGCGAGAUAUGAUCUCAGUGGAAAGCCUCCUGCUACUACUAUCUGUUAUGGCUUAAGCAUACAUGCGGUGUUGGAAGAUGUGUGUUGAGUGGUUCCAGCUUCAAGACCACAAUCUCGCUGCUUGUCUUUUGUGACAUGUUAACGCUAUCUAUUGACAAAUGUCAAACGCCAAAUGCCAACACUUUGCCUUAUGAUACCUUGGGCUACAUCUUGUACUAGCAGAUUCGGACGUGAACAAGAGAGGGAGCAAGAAAUCAAUCUUCGUACUGAAUGAAUCUAUCAUCCACAAAAUAGGGUACAAAUUAUUUC
Aspergillus campestris IBT 28561 is the source of this 733-nucleotide messenger RNA. Its product is annotated as CDC26 family anaphase-promoting complex subunit. The record is from RefSeq and is a predicted model, not a curated record. Gene Ontology annotation, cellular component: anaphase-promoting complex. Gene Ontology annotation, biological process: anaphase-promoting complex-dependent catabolic process. The transcript has a single exon. The coding region runs from base 60 to 290 and encodes 76 amino acids. Lineage: Eukaryota; Fungi; Ascomycota; Eurotiomycetes; Eurotiales; Aspergillaceae.